Molecule: messenger RNA, 4038 nt
Organism: Ascochyta rabiei
Lineage: Eukaryota; Fungi; Ascomycota; Dothideomycetes; Pleosporales; Didymellaceae
Exons: 1
Coding region: 1-4038 (1345 amino acids)
Source: RefSeq, a predicted model, not a curated record
AUGUCCACUACGGCCUCAGCUAGCGGCUCUCUCACCUCGAUCAGUGGUCACCCCGAGACGGCGCUUACGACCUCACGCAAUCACCUCGUGGCCAAGCACUUGGACCCUGUUUUUAUUAAAAAGCGCUCUUCACUCUCGAUCACCCAGCCUUCUGCUUCUCCAGCAUGCAGUCUUGAUCCUCUCUGCGGUAGACUCCCACCGGGGCGACUUCUUGAAUACUCGCCAAGCAAAGGCGAAACCGAGAAGGUACAUAAUUCACUACAGGGAAAUCGACACAAGGCCGCUCGCAAAAGGUACGAAGUGAGAAGGUACAAGAGCGCGGAAAUCGUGGACAGUGAGAGCGGGAACUUGGACGCAGACGCCAGUGAUGAUCAGCAUCAAGACCACGGAGAUCCUCCUACGACAUCGAAACGCGCUUCACACAGCACCUCCAACGUAGCCUCGAAAGGCGCUAGGCAGACUAAGAGCGGUAGAGCUUCUGUGACACCACACAAGAUGCAUAAUCGAUCUCGGAUGAAUUCGUUGACUUUCGCCGCCUCAAGCAGCCGCUCUACCAAAGAUAUGAGGAAGAGGCCCUUGACGCCUACAGCGCCUUUGGGUAUUCCAAAACGAUCCAAGAGUGGCCCGUUCAUUGUCGAUUCAAGCAGCGAGGAUGACGGAGACAGUGAUGAUGAUGAUGAUGAUGUUGAUGAUGACGACGACAAUGACGAAGGAGAUGGAUUCAGUUACAGUGCUCAUAUCUCUGUAACGUCAAAGCGUCCUGAGAGAAGCGGUACAGACAGGGUUGAAAAGCUGGACGACGUAGUCGGAAGUCUUUCGUCUCCAAAAGCCAGCUUUCAGCAGCAAGCUCCGAUUGGAGCACCUGUACGCCAGCUAACUGCACCGAAAGCUGCACCAAUACCCUAUUCAAGGGAAGGGCUGAACAGAGAACGGCUGAAGAUGAUGCUGGCAAGGAAGCGAGGCCCUGUUGAAGUGCAGAGUCCGACACAACAGAAAGCGCCGAUGUCGAUAGGAAGGGCAGGAGCUGAUCCACGAAGCCGACCAUGGAGCGGUCGCAGCUUUUCAGGAGACCAACGCACUGUGACCGAAGCGCAGAACAAAGCCGGCAGGAAUAUUUCGCCUUUUGCGAGAGCUCGACCAAAAGCGGACCAAGCUGUAUCCAGCAGCUCCCGAGAGAUACCGUCAAACCAGGUGCAAGACACGAAGCCAAGUUUGCUUUCCAAAACUACAGAAGUGCCUGCGAACAAAGCUUUCGAGCCCUCUCAGGCCAGUCGCGCCACUAUACAACAGCCACCUUCCCUUGAUGAUACAAAUCUCAAGCCAUAUGCACAGCCAGCUGCAUUAUCACGCCAACCAAAUUCUUCCACCCUACGAACAGCAAAUACUGCCCCAUCACAUGACGCAGCGAACAAAAGCUCUCUGUUGAAUAUUCUAGACACAGCAAAAGCCGGACAUGAUGCGGCGGCUGUUGAAUAUGACAAAAUUGGAAAGGAGUGGCAGAAGGCUAAGAUUGGACGGGUGCCGACAAAGUCAGCAAAGAGUGUGAAGAGACCUGAGGUCGGAGCGAGAUACGGGCAUACUUUGACAGCAGGGAAGACAAGUGAUGCAGAGAAGGUAAAUAUGGGAAUGGCGGAUAUGCGUGCUGUGCCAGCAGACGCAAAGGCCAUGCAAGUACCAGUAUCGAGAGGCCAGGCAUCUCUUAGGCAAUCUCGUCCAGGUUCACCGAGAGCUCAGGUGGAGACAUCGGCUUCAAGGCCUGUCCCGGCUUUCGGGAUUUCGCCAGUGGAUCGAACGUCGGCGGAAAAACUGCGUCGCCCUGCCCCGAAUGCAAGGCGAAGAUCGAUGAAUGCUCCUCCAAACCAGAACCCACUUCCGGCCACGUCCAGAAACGAAAUCCCCCCAGCUACGAUUUCUACUGCAGAGGGGCAGGGUAACUUUCGUGUUAACAACCAGACUCGGAUACCUCAUACGUCUUCGCCGAAGGAGCGAAUGCCUGUGCGAACUUUUGAAAAUUCCAAUAACUCUUCCGUGAGGGACACGGUGGACUCAGGUAAUUUCGCCAAGGGAACAGCUGCAAAUGCAACUUGGAGGAAGUCUGAGCAGUCAUUUUCAGAUGUUCGGGCAAGUACGUUCAGUGUGACCGACAUAGAACUUCCAGGACGUCAAUCACAAAAAUUGCCUACGAUGCAGCCUCAACUUUCACUUGCCUUUGCAGAUACCGGAUCUGUGAACAAAGCGCAAGUUCUAGUCAAACCGUCUGUAACGUCUGAGCGUGGUAUCAGCUCACUAUCGACACUGAAAACUCAUGCAAACAAUCAAAGACAGGACAACGAUGAAGCUAUGGAACUGUCGUACGAGAGCUCGACCGCUUUCCCGUCUGGAGCAUUGCAGCCAAUUUCUAUAAGCACCAAAUCUCGUCCCCAAAGACAAGUACCAGUAGCGGUGAUGGUUCGCCCUACACGCGAAGACGAUGCGAAGUCCCUCUCAGCUGGCAGCACGGUUGAGACGGGGUUAGAAGCGGUUGAGUUGUCGAAGAUACGUCUCGAAAGUCCAGAUACAUCUCUAUCCGACCACUCUGAAGCACAGUCCUCGACCAUGGAGUCCGAUGCUCAGGUGAGCACUUCCAUGCCAGCGAUGACCCAUCAACAUUCCACAAAUAUUGCAGACAAUGCAGCCUCGGAUGCACCUGACAGGAAGGGUCCCAGUGCCGACCGUCAAGGUUCGGUCAGAUUUGAAGUCAUUACCCAGACGCCUUUGCCUGCACACGUAGCUGAUAUCGCUCUGGAAAAGCAGUCCGCAGAGGUCUUGGAACCGGUCGUGAGCCAAUCAACACAGUCCGUCGAAAUCGUACAUGAAGAACCAACACUGCCAGUCGCAUCCUUCCAAGAGACCUCACAGACUGCGUUGAUACCUCUUCGUCCACUGAAUCCAGUUUCUGCAGAAGAGAUGGCUCGUUUGAUAGCUUCUGCCACGCUGCUAUCGCCACGACCAGCCACGAACUCCUCAUCGCUACAAACUCUUCCAGUCUCGGACGCAUUAUGGAAGCCUCAGCUCGCUCCGACUAUUGCCACCGUCUCGACACCUGCUUCUGCAUCUUCCGCUGCGACAUGUCCAGGGAUAAUCAGCCUCCAAACCCCCAUUACUCCACACACCGCAGAACCGUAUUUUGAGUACACUAUUCACCAGAUUCUCUCAUCAUCAGGAUCAGAAUAUAUCACGACGGAGAUCUCGGCACAGCCCUUCCUUUCCGCUGACGCCGCCAACGCGCAGACAGAACUGCUUUUCCAGAACGCCCAACAGCAGUACAAGUACCUGGACAUGCUGUGUAAAUCAACAACGACUACCGUCACCGAUCACGGACUGGUAGUAUGCGAAGGCAAAUUCACCAACAUCGAGAACCCAAGCGCAACACUCACACUCAAGAUAUGGGUCGCGCAGAACGUAGUAGGAGUCCACGGCUCUCUGUCCUCUCUCUCACAUCCUCAACAGCCCCUUCUCCUUUCUCGAAGCGUAUACGCACUCCGACUAUGGCGCCUCCUCGACGUCCCACCCAGUGCCUCUUCCUCCUCCUCCGCUUCCGCUUCUGACUCCGAUUCCGACGCCUCCACCACCAACGAGCCCAGUCAGUGUAAACCCCGCGUCCGCACCUAUCACCCCCUCCCCUCGAUAGCCACCGAACUGCACACCACCCUCGCAGCAGCGAACCGCGCUGCGAAACGCGUCCAGCUCGCACUCAGCCAUGAGCCAGCCCCGACAAAAUCCAUGCAAAAACAAUGGCAGACCCAGAACCUACGGGCGCUGAAUCGAAAACUCGAGGGUUUGGGACAGGAAGUCGACGAUGACGACGAAGGGCGGGAGGGAGGUGGUGGUGGUGCUCCGCAUAAUGUAGGAGGAAGCAGAACGCCAAAUCUCUUCGAAUACGCAGCAGGCCGGCGUCGUGGGUGCUGGCGUAGCGUGUUUAACGGGUGUGAACUCGGUGCUGAUGCAUUCGAGCUGCUGGUGGUAAGGACCGGGAUCUCAGGACCGCGGAACCUUUAA